CUAGAUUAGGAAAGGCGCGUGCAAAAGCUUGCGAUAUAGAUUGAGCAAAUAGUGGCUUCCUAUCGAGCUAUGCAGGUCGAGAAUUGCAUCUCGCCAGCGAGUGAUCUCUCCAAGAAAUGUAUGAAUGUGGGCAGUGGCUUUUCCAGCGCCGACGGAUCAGAGCUUUCACUACGGGACCAUCCUAUUAUAUCCGCAAGUGACAACCUGGAGAGAAGUUCACCUCUGAAAAAAAACUCUAGGGAGAUGACGAAUCAGUCAGAGGCAGACGAUUUUCCUGACUCCAAGGACGCAUCGGGGGACGUCCAGAGGGGCAAACUCUCUCCUGGUCUACUCGGAGUCUCUGACAUCCGUCAUAAUUUCGAUGGAUCUGCAGGAGAAAGGUGCAUCUUUUCUCCAUCUACCCAGCCACAGUCAGUCUCAGCAGCUCCCGGUGCCAUGUUCCCGUACCCGACCCAGCAUGGACCAGCGCACCCGGCUUUUUCGAUCGGAAGUCCCAGCCGCUACAUGGCCCAUCACCCGGUCAUAACUAACGGAGCGUACAACAGCCUUCUGACCAACACGUCCCCGCAAGGCUACCCGGCGGCGGGCUACCCGUACGCGCAGCAGUACGGGCACACUUACCAGGGAGGGGCUUUUUACCAGUUCUCCACGGCACAAGCGGGACUGAUUCCGGGGAAAGCGCAGGUGUAUUUGUGCAACAGGGCCCUGUGGCUGAAGUUCCACAGGCACCAAACGGAGAUGAUCAUCACGAAGCAAGGACGACGAAUGUUCCCAUUUUUAAGCUUCAACAUUUCUGGCCUUGACCCAACUGCUCACUACAAUAUAUUUGUGGAUGUAAUACUUGCCGAUCCAAAUCACUGGCGAUUUCAAGGAGGAAAGUGGGUGCCAUGUGGAAAGGCAGACACAAAUGUGACAGGAAAUAGGGUUUACAUGCACCCGGAUUCGCCCAAUACCGGAGCGCACUGGAUGCGUCAAGAAAUAUCCUUUGGAAAGCUAAAGCUCACCAACAACAAAGGUGCCUCCAACAACACAGGACAGAUGGUGGUUCUGCAGUCUCUCCACAAGUACCAGCCCAGGCUCCAUGUGGUGGAAGUAAACGAGGACGGGACAGAGGACACCAGCCAGCCAGGAAGAGUCCAGACUUUCACCUUCACAGAGACGCAAUUCAUCGCCGUCACAGCUUACCAGAACACCGACAUUACGCAACUGAAAAUCGAUCACAAUCCGUUUGCUAAAGGAUUUCGGGACAAUUACGACACUGUCUACACAGGCUGCGACAUCGACCGCCUAACUCCAUCACCGGGUGACUCUCCGCGUUCACAGAUCGUGCCGGGUGCGAGAUAUGCCAUGCCUAGCUCUUUCCUGCAGGACCAAUUUGUCAGCACUUAUGCCAAAUCUCGCUUUCACCCUGGCGUGGGGACCGGCCCUGGCACGGAGCGCAGCGUCCCACUCGGCAACAGCUUGCUCUCCCCGCAGCAAACCGACGAGCCCACUGUUGCCACCCCCCCGCAGCGAUGGUUUGUCACCCCUGCCAACAACCGACUGGACUUUGCUGCCUCGGCAUACGACGCCGCCGAUUUCGCCGGCAACGCGGCCACCUUGCUGUCCUACGCAGCGGCCGGAGUGAAGGCUCUUCCCCUGCCGACUGCAGGCUGCUCCAACCGGGCCCUUGGCUAUUACGCGGACCCGUCGGGCUGGGGAGGACGCACGCCGCCGCAGUACUGCGGCGUCAACAGCAAAUCCAGCCCGGUCUUUUCCUGCUGGCCCGCAAACUCUAUCGGUGGCAGAGCAGGCACCAACUACCUGGCCGAGGAGGGGGACUCCAUCACGACGGAGAGGUCGCCGAUCGUCGGCUCGGACGAGAGCAAAGCCAAAGACAUGACGUCCGAGUCGAGCUGGAUAGAGACGCCGUCCUCCAUUAAGUCAAUUGAUUCAAGCGAUUCUGGUAUCUUUGAACAGGCUAAGAGGAGAAGGAUCUCACCUUCUGCCACGCCGGUUUCUGAGACAGUGUCCCCGUUAAAGUCUGAGCUGCUGGCACCGAGAGAGUAUGGCGAUAACUGCAGGUCCUGUAUUCAAACUGCUUCUCAUAGGUUGUCUCUUUAGGAGGAAGAUGGACACCGCGGACCGAGGUGCUCAGAUAGAGCCGCUGCUGCCGAGGACACAGCGGGAGGGCUCAUGCAUUCUAAAAACUUGGAGGCUCCUCCGCUCUUCAAAUACCAGAGGAAUGAUGAUGAGGCGGUGGUGGACCGAGGAGGAUCGCGGUCCCAGCAGGGCACCAUCUUUGGCGAGGAGGAUCUUGAAGGCCACAGGACGCUCUACAUCGGUGUCCACGUGCCCUUGGGCAGUACCAGGCGCCGCAGCCACCGCAGGCACCACGGGAGCAAACACCGGAGAAGGAGCAGGGACCGGGCCCCCUCCUUGGUGGAGGGGAGAGAGUCUCCCGUUUAUGACACUCCCUCCCAGAGAGUCCAGUUCCUGCUGGGCACCGAGGAUGAUGAUGAGGAGCAUACUCCUCAUGACCUCUUCACGGAGAUGGAUGAAAUCUGCGUGCGCAACGGAGAAGAUCCUGAGUGGAGGGAAAGCGCCAGGUGGCUGAAGUUCGAGGAGGACGUGGAGGACGGAGGGGAGCGAUGGAGUAAACCCUACGUAGCCACUCUGUCUCUGCACAGCCUGUUUGAGCUGCGAAGCUGCAUCAUGAACAGCACCGUGCUUCUCGACAUGAGGGCUGAUACCCUUGAAGAGAUCGCAGACAUGGUCUUGGACCACCAGGAUUUGUUCUCACCGCUGGGAGACGAGCUCAGAAAGAGGGUGCGAGAGACGCUGCUGAAGCAGCACCAUCACCAGAACCAGAAGAAGCUGGCCAAUCGCCUGCCGAUUGUCCGCUCCAUCGCUGACAUGGGGCGGGUGGACAAGAAUGAUCAGAUGACGGCGUCCCAGUCUCAGUUAGCGUGUCCAGACGGUAAAGGGGACUUGAGUAGAGAGAACACGUCUGUGGAUUUCAGCAAGAUAGACCUUCAUUUCAUGAAGAAGAUCCCAGCGGGGGCCGAGGCGUGUAACGUGUUAGUGGGAGAGCUGGAGUCUCUGAACAAGCCGGUGGUUGCGUUUGUCCGCCUUUCUCCGGCGGUCCUGCUCAGCGGCCUCGCUGAAGUCCCCAUCGUCACAAGGUUUCUGUUUAUUCUUUUAGGGCCCUUGGGCAGAGGGCCUCAGUAUCAUGAGAUUGGAAGGUCCAUUGCAACACUUAUGACGGAUGAGGUGUUCAGCGAUGUUGCUUAUAAAGCAAAAGACCGAAAUGAUCUGAUCGCUGGGAUUGAUGAAUUCCUCGAUCAGGUGACAGUCCUGCCUCCGGGAGAGUGGGACCCGUCCAUACGGAUAGAACCACCAAAAAACGUACCGUCUCAGGAGAAUAGAAAGAAAUGUAAAAUUUUACCAAAUGGAUUAGUCGAGGGCGAUGAGGAAGCGGAGGAAGGAGGCCAUGGGGGUCCAGAACUGCAGCGAACUGGAAGGUGGUUUGGUGGUCUUUUCCUGGACAUCAAGCGCAAGGCGCCCCACUACCUGUCCGACUACACUGACGCUUUUAGUUUACAGUGUGUGGCCUCUUUCCUAUUUCUCUACUGUGCCUGCAUGUCUCCUGUGAUCACCUUUGGAGGGCUGCUGGGCGAGGCAACGGAAGGACGCAUAAGUGCAAUUGAGUCACUUUUUGGAGCCUCACUGACUGGAAUAGCCUAUUCUCUGUUUGCCGGGCAGCCCUUAACCAUUCUGGGCAGCACUGGGCCGGUGCUUGUUUUUGAAAAGAUAUUGUUCAAAUUCUGCAAGGAGUAUGACCUGUCCUACCUGUCUCUGAGAACCUGCAUUGGUCUCUGGACUGCGGUCCUCUGCAUCAUUCUGGUGGCUACAGAUGCCAGCUCCCUCGUUUGUUACAUCACGCGUUUUACAGAGGAAGCCUUCGCCUCACUCAUCUGCAUCAUCUUCAUCUACGAGGCCUUGGAGAAACUUGUCCACCUGGGAGACCACUAUCCCUUUAACAAGAACAACAACCUCGACAGGCUCACCAUGUACUCAUGUUCAUGCGUUGAGCCUUCUGACCCCACCAAUGCCACCCUGAAGUAUUGGGAGAGCACCAACGUCACUGCCUCAGAAAUCUACUGGGAGGCACUGGAGACCAAGGAUUGUAUUGAAAAGCGCGGGGAGUUUGUGGGCACCGCCUGCAGCCCCACUGGACCAUACGUCCCCGAUGUCCUCUUCUGGUGUGUCCUUCUCUUCUUUUCCACCGUCAUCAUGUCCGCCUUCCUUAAAGAGUUCAAGUUCAGCAAUUACUUUCCCACAAAGGUGAGAUCCAUCAUCAGCGACUUUGCAGUUUGCCUCACCAUCCUAACCAUGGUCUUGGUUGACAACGCUUUAGGAAUCCCCUCGCCAAAGCUAAAGGUUCCGAGUGUGUUUAAGCCAACCAGAGAUGAUAGAGGUUGGUUCAUUAACCCUCUAGGGCCCAACCCCUGGUGGACCACAAUCAUCACCGUGUUCCCAGCCCUGCUGUGCACCAUCCUCAUCUUCAUGGACCAGCAGAUCACAGCUGUCAUUAUCAAUAGGAAGGAACACAAACUCAAAAAAGGCUGCGGGUACCACUUGGACCUGUUCAUGGUGGGGGUGAUGCUGGGCGUGUGCUCUUUGAUGGGCUUGCCCUGGUUCGUAGCAGCCACCGUCCUCUCCAUAAGUCACGUUAACAGCCUGAAGCUGGAGUCCGAGUGCUCGGCCCCCGGGGAGCAGCCCAAGUUCCUCGGCAUCAGAGAGCAGCGCUUUACCGGCCUCAUGAUCUUCACCCUCAUGGGCUGCUCCGUCUUCAUGACAUCCGUGCUGAAGUUCAUUCCUAUGCCUGUACUGUAUGGAGUAUUCCUUUACAUGGGGGCUUCUUCUCUCAGAGGCAUUCAGUUCUUUGAUCGUCUCCGGCUGUUUGGCAUGCCAGCCAAGCACCAGCCGGACUUCAUCUAUCUCCGCCACGUGCCCCUGAGGAAGGUGCACCUCUUCACCAUCAUCCAGCUCAGCUGUUUGGUUCUGCUCUGGGUCAUCAAGACCUCCAAAGCGGCGAUUGUCUUUCCCAUGAUGGUGUUGGCUCUGGUGUUUAUCAGGAAGCUGUUGGACUGUUUCUUUAGCAAGAGAGAGAUGAGCUGGCUGGAUGACCUCAUGCCAGAGAGCAAGAAGAAGAAGAUAGAGGAUGCUGAAGAGGAGGAGGAGCAGAGUAUUCUGGCAGAAGACGAGGGAAUUGUGCAAGUGCCAUUACAAGAGAACAAGGGAAUACCCAUCAUCAAUAUUACAGAUGAAAUAUCUAAAGGGUCUUUUGGAAAUACAUGGACUGCCAACAGCUAAGAUGUUUUUGAAAGACUCAAGACCUCAAAACAUUAUGGUAAGAGUUUUUGCAUUGUUGAAUACACCAAAAGUUUACAGUUGGUUUGCAAAGAAAAUACAAAACAUGAAGGUUAUUUGUGUGAAAUGCAAAAGCAUUUUGAAAAUACAAACAAAAUAAUCGUAUGCACUUUUAGCUUCAUCAUAAUUAAGUCUCCACUUUGUGGGGACUAAUAAGCUGUGAUUCAAAUACAGUGAGGACGUAGUGCUACACAACAUUUACAAUGUCACCUGCCAUCAGAUCAUCACAGGAACUCAUUACAUGAGAGCAGAGCAAAGAUCAGAUACGUCCUUUUUAUUUAACUCCAGUACAGACUGCAAUGUUUAGUUUAGCUGUUUAGGCAUUUUGACAGCCAUAAGGCGUUUAACAUUUAGGUCCACCAGCCGGUAAGCUAAUAAAUAUCACCUAAUUGCAUCUCUGUGUUUUCUUUCUUGAUUCUCAGUUUCAAUACUACGUGUUUCACAAUGCUUGUGUGCAUGAUGAGAAAUGUAAGAUGCAGAAAAUUGAGGAGAGUGUUGUGAGUCUCUAUCGCCGGUUCGUCUGUGUGCUCAUAAAUAAAUCUGUAUUGUAAUCAAUCCUUGUGUGUAGUCUUGUUGUGCGUUAAGUGAAUGACUCUGUUAUCUGAUGUGUUGCAAAUAUUCUGCCUCUGCAAUGAUGAUCCAAUGAAACCUUCUAUUUCGUCUGUUGUACUUUUUAUUUCUAGAAACUGUUUUACUGCACCAAAUGUUAACCUCUGUCUUGCUAAUAGAUUUUGAUAAUGGAUACAUUUGUAUUCAUUCUGUUUAAUACUUUUGAUUUUAAAAUAUAAUAAUAUUAACAUUCAGCAUGUCCCGUUUGCAUUGAGAUUUUAUUUCGAGGACGCCAUUUUAAGUUUCUAAUAAUGGCGAUAAUUUACAGGAAUGAGUGCUUUGAUGUAUUUAACAUUGAUUCAAAUACAAGAUAUUUUCUGCUACAUUAUUUAUCUAUAUUUAUUUUGUGUAAUAAAAUGUUUGCAAGAUAAUACAUUGCAUUCCUACAGAGAGUUACAGUAUUUUGCCUCUAGGUGUCAGUGUAUUGCUUGUGUUAUAAAUGUACAUUUAAAUAAUCUCAUUAUUUGUUUUAAUGUUUGUAUAGUUUAGGGAAUCAUGAAUUGAAAAGCAUCAAAGUCAGAGAUGCAAUUUUGUGAUGUAUCCGAGGAUUCAAAUGAAGCUGUAAUACUGUUAUUUAAAAAAAUGUGAUGGGUUUAUGUUAUUUUAAAAGAACGAGCAAUGUGCUUAUUUUUAAAAAUACUUUUGAAACACAAUUUUAUUAUUUGUAUCUUCUCAAUGUUAUCUUACCUUAAUAAAUUUCUUUGAGCACC
Gasterosteus aculeatus aculeatus (three-spined stickleback) is the source of this 6734-nucleotide messenger RNA. NCBI's taxonomy places the organism in Eukaryota, Metazoa, Chordata, Actinopteri, Perciformes, Gasterosteidae. The record is from RefSeq and is a predicted model, not a curated record.